AAGCUGCGCGGGAAAGACGUCUGUUUGGGUGAAAGCGGGACUUGUUCACGAAAUAACUAAAACAUUUUUGUUCCGACUGUCGCAGCUUCGAUUGACGAGGUGCCAGGAUGAAGGUUGUAACCUGUGAGAUUGCCUGGCAUAAUAAGGAGCCGGUGUACAGUCUGGACCUCCAGCAGAGUGGUGAUGGAAAAACACAGCGUCUGGCCACUGCUGGAGUGGACACCACGGUCCGGAUGUGGCGUGUGGAUAAAGGGCCUGAUGGUAAAGCGGUCGUUGAGUUUUUGUCUAACCUGGCACGACACACCAAAGCAGUGAAUGUUGUGCGUUUCUCACCCACUGCUGAAGUGUUGGCUUCUGGUGGAGAUGAUGCGGCUAUCUUGCUUUGGAAACUGAAUGACAAUAAGGAGCCUGAACAAACUCCGACCUUUCAGGAAGAGGAAGAUGCUCAACUCAAUAAAGAGAGCUGGAGUGUGGUUAAGACUCUGAGGGGACACAUUGAGGAUGUAUAUGAUAUCUCAUGGACAAGUGAUGGGAAUUUCAUGGCUUCAGGCUCUGUGGACAACACUGCCAUCAUGUGGGACGUCAACAAGGGUCAGAAGAUGUGCAUCUUUAAUGACCAUAAGAGUUAUGUGCAAGGAGUAGCGUGGGACCCACUUGGACAGUACAUCAGCACAUUAAGCUGUGACAGGGUUAUGCGUGUGUACAGCGCUCACAACAGGAAAAAAGCUUACAGCAUCAGUAAGAUGACAUCAUCCGCUACUGCAGAUGGAGAGGUAAAGAACUAUAGAAUGUUCCAUGAUGACAGCAUGAGAUCGUUUUUCAGACGUCUCACUUUCACACCAGAUGGCUCAUUCCUCCUGGCGCCAGCUGGAUGUGUUGAGGCUGGAGAGAAUGUCACAAACACUACAUAUGUGUUCUCUAGAAAAAGCUUUAAGAGGCCCAUUGCUCAUCUGCCCUGUCCAUCUAAAGCAACCCUGGCUGUCCGCUGUAGUCCAGUCUACUUUGAACUGAGGACGAAGAGAGCUGAAGAUGGUUCUCUCAAGCCAGUGGCAAACACAUUUAAUUUGCCAUAUCGACUGGUGUUUGCAGUUGCAUCAGAAGACUCUAUCUUCUUUUACGACACACAACAGACACUUCCAUUCGGAUAUGUGUCCAACAUCCACUAUCACACUCUAAGUGAUCUCAGCUGGUCUCGUGAUGGCUCCUUCUUGGCAGUUUCAUCCACUGACGGUUACUGCUCCUUCAUAUCAUUUGAUGAGGGAGAGCUUGGCACCCCACUGAAGGAGAAACCACCACUGGAAAUGGUGACUCCAUCUUCCACCAAUGAGAAGAAGGGCAAGAAAGCCUCAGCCAAUGGCAGGACAGCCUCCCCAGUGCCUCGCCAGGCCAACACACCUGCUGCACAGGAAAAAGACAAAGAGGGAUCUGCUGGCCCUGUGUCCAAAAAAACCACCAGUGUUUCUGGUACAGAAGAGAAACGCACACCACAGGCACUGAAAACCAAAGCUCAGCCCAGAAGGAUCACACUCAACACUCUUGAAGGAUGGGGCAAACCCAGCGCCCCCAAAUCCCCAGCAGCUGCAUCCAGUACAGGCCCCAGCACACCCAAAUCUGCUCCCUCCACCCCUGGGUCCAUCAGAGCACCCCUAACACCCCAUACAGCCCCUAGCACUCCUCUCGGACCCCUCAACUCUAAAAGUGUCACAACACCAAAAGGACCCACUCCAAGACGGAUUUCACUGACUCCAGUUGUUUCAAAAUCCCCUGCUGCUUUCGUCCCCCCAUCAUCCACAGAGAAAGCCAAACACGAGAGACCGUCUCCUUCCAGUGACCCUGCAUGCAAACCUCCUGAAUCCAAGAGAUCCAAGACUGAUGUCCCAGAUGGUUCUGCCCAGAGCAGCAAGAAUAAAGAAGCCACCGAAAUCACUGUCAAACCCAAGGAACCAUAGACACUUCACAUGCUUCUUUCAACCUCUUUAUUAGCCCUCACAUCCUCAGCGAUGAAAUAUAAGGCGUUAAACUAAAUAGCUGCCUUCAAGGAUGUUUGGAGCCAGAUAAUAGACUUGUAUAACUCAUCUUCAUAUCUUCUUUCUUUUAUAUUGUAAAGAAAAGCAAAGCAUUUAAUUAUCUCCCAAAAACAACCUUUUCCUCAUCGCUUAAAUUCCUUUUUUAUUUUAUUGACAAGAAGGUUUUACUGUAAGGCCAACUAUUUGAAACUUCUUUACUAAAAAUAUUCAGAACGGCAAUGUUCUUAUCUUUGAAAUGCAAAAUGUUUAGAUAUAAUGGAUUCCCAUGUUUUUGUAAAGUUAACAGACCACAUACUGUUACUGUUAAAAUGAAAAUAAAUAGCAAGACAGAA
This is a messenger RNA of Danio aesculapii, 2359 nucleotides long. RefSeq names its product chromatin assembly factor 1, subunit B (gene chaf1b). Bases 108 to 1949 code for a protein of 613 amino acids. Gene Ontology annotation, molecular function: protein binding. Gene Ontology annotation, cellular component: nucleus; CAF-1 complex. The transcript is spliced from 14 exons. Gene Ontology annotation, biological process: nucleosome assembly; DNA replication-dependent chromatin assembly. The record is from RefSeq and is a predicted model, not a curated record. NCBI's taxonomy places the organism in Eukaryota, Metazoa, Chordata, Actinopteri, Cypriniformes, Danionidae.